Messenger RNA from Saccostrea cuccullata (small rock oyster), 1089 nucleotides. RefSeq lists its product as uncharacterized. The transcript is spliced from 3 exons. The record is from RefSeq and is a predicted model, not a curated record. Lineage: Eukaryota; Metazoa; Mollusca; Bivalvia; Ostreida; Ostreidae. The coding region runs from base 177 to 590 and encodes 137 amino acids.
CCUUGAUGGAUUAGUAUAUAAAAAAGUGUUCCAUAAUUUAUGCAGCAAUUAGAUAAACGCGUUGAAAACCGUUUCCUAUCGAGAUAUUGGAAUACUGUGUUUAGGGAAAAAAUUAUUUUCUUUUUUGGAGCGAAUUUUACAGGGACUAUAAUAUUGUUUUAUUUUUUUUCUGAAUUAUGGAUGAAGAGGUUGGGAAGACUGAAAGUCAUAAUACAGCGGACAUGUUCACAACGCUACAAGAACACGAACUGAAAGUCAAGGAACUUAGAAGUGUGUUCGUGGACCCUCCCAAAGAAAUGGACCCCCAGUCCCGGACCGCUAAAGAGAAGAUUCAGGCCGGAAUACAGGGUGUUAAAAACAAUUCCAAACGCUUUGUGAACUUUGUGAAAAGUAAGAUCCGACGGAAAGAGAAAGAAACGAUAGUACAAGACGUAAACAUCGUACAGGAAGAAGACGACGAGACUUGGGCGAGAAGAUCUGUAGGCAGCGCCGCCUCGCGGUCAAGUAUUGACUCCAAACUGUCGUCUGGGUCUGACAGAAACGAAAACACAGACAUUUUGAGUGAUUGUGAAAAUGAUGUUGUUGAAUGAUGAAAACACACGUAUGAAGCAAAUUUAACAUUUCAUAAAUUUGGAAUCAUUUUGGUGCUGUUAUGUGCAAUUGAGACUUCAUUGAGAGAAGUCCGUGGAUUAUUUCCAACUUCAGGGUUGAGGAGCAAUCCAAGUCAUCGAAAUGUUUCACAACUUCUAAUAAAUCUAAAAACAGUGUAUGGUUUGAAAGAAAAGGGAUUUUAAAACUUCCAUAUUUGUUCUAUAUCUUUGUUCCAUUUCUUGCAAAUAUAAUGAUAGAGCUACGAAGAUCAUUUUCAACUUUUUUAAAUUAAUUACGUACUUAAUUUUUGUUUUAUCUUGAUUAGAAAAAGAUGACAAAUAUUACUUUGUAUUCAAUGUCACUGAAACAAUCACAAGUCAAAAUAAAUUGAAUCUGAAUACCAUGUAUUCUGUUAGCUGAUGUAAAUUAUACAAUGCAUGCAUCAUAUUUAUUUAUUUAUUGUAAUUUACAAUGAAAACUUGACUUUUGCUUUUCCUU